AACUACUACUAUGACAAAAACUACGACGACAAGGACUACUAUGGCAAGGACUACUACGGCCGUGGCAAGGACUACUACGGCCGUGGCGACGACUACUACGGCAAGGACGUCUACAGCUACGGCAAGGACGACUACGACUACGGCUACGGCUACUACCCCGGAUACUCGUUCGGAGGCGGCUAUGGAUACGGAUACUACCCGGACUACUACUCGUCCUACGGCGGCGACUACAGCUUCGGCUACGGCUACGGAUUCCCCGGCAACUACGGCUACGCUGGCUAUGGCUACGGCUAUGGGUACCCUGGUUUUGGCUUCGGCUUUGAGUCCGCACCGACGGGUGGCGACUCUGGGCAGCAGGAGACUGGAGGUGCGAGUCCUGUCACCACCACGGAAGACGUUGCCUCCAAGUCGGCGGAGAAGGACAGCAAGACGCCGUCCAAGGGAUCCGCCAAGUCCGGCGCUGCGGACAAGUCCAAGGGCAAGGGCAAGUAA
Messenger RNA from Phytophthora sojae, 492 nucleotides. RefSeq lists its product as hypothetical. NCBI's taxonomy places the organism in Eukaryota, Oomycota, Peronosporomycetes, Peronosporales, Peronosporaceae. The transcript has a single exon. The record is from RefSeq and is a predicted model, not a curated record. The annotation marks the transcript as partial.